This is a messenger RNA of Colletotrichum chrysophilum, 468 nucleotides long. RefSeq lists its product as uncharacterized. The transcript has a single exon. The record is from RefSeq and is a predicted model, not a curated record. The coding region runs from base 1 to 468 and encodes 155 amino acids. Lineage: Eukaryota; Fungi; Ascomycota; Sordariomycetes; Glomerellales; Glomerellaceae.
AUGACGGCAUUUUACCAUACCGACGCCCACUGGCGAGCUCUUUGGAAGUCGACCACACUUGAAGAAAUCAUUAGAGGUGCCGCUGCUCGAAUGUCGCAUGGUCUUGCAUCAGGCCGCGAAGGAAAACGGCACUUGAAAGCCACUGAUGACGACACUGGUGAAAUUAUUGGGUAUGCUCGGUGGAUUCUGCCUGAUGCCAGUAGCACAUUGAACUGGCCAGAGGCUCUUGUCCGAGAACCAACCGACGAUGAAUCAGAAAGUUUCAAGGCCAAGUUCCAAGCCAACACCGAGGAAGGUAUGAUUCCGGGGAUGGAUACGCGUCUGCAAGAGGCUCUUGGUCUUCCCCUCGAGAAUGCUGAGAUUGAACUCAUGAAGAACCAAGAAGGACCAUUUCUGGGUAUGCUGGCCCCAUUUGGUUCAGUCACCUCAAUACUUGCACCAUAUCACUCGGAAGUGAGCCAAGACUAA